This is a messenger RNA of Raphanus sativus (radish), 2152 nucleotides long. Its product is annotated as protein IQ-DOMAIN 29. The record is from RefSeq and is a predicted model, not a curated record. Bases 202 to 1902 code for a protein of 566 amino acids. The transcript is spliced from 6 exons. NCBI's taxonomy places the organism in Eukaryota, Viridiplantae, Streptophyta, Magnoliopsida, Brassicales, Brassicaceae. Gene Ontology annotation, molecular function: protein binding.
UUUUGACAAACGGUGUGUGUGUGUAAUUUCUCACUGUAACCACUUUUGGAAUCUAGGGCACUACUGCUCCGGCGAGGAGGAGCAAAAAAAAAAAGACACAUUUUUGAAGAACCAUAAGAGACGAUUCCGUUUUACCUUCAGCUACACUAGUGACGGAUUCUAUUUGAGCUUUCUAUUUCUAAUUUUAGACAUUGAAAAAAAAUGGGAAAGACUCCAAGUCCUGGUAAAUGGAUCAAGUCUCUUCUUGGCAAGAAGUCAUCCAAAUCUAGUUUGGACAAAGCAACCGACAAAUUGAGAUCUGCAAAGAAAGAAGAGCUUGUGGUGAAAGUGAAGGAUAUUACUAAUAACGAUGUCUCAGAGUCAGACUUACCUACCAACAAUUCCUCUCCGGUUGUAGUUUCAUCACAAGAAGUUUCAGCUACACAAACCGUACUAGUCCCCCCAGAUGUUGUUGUAGUCCCUGAGAAGCAGCCAAGCGGAGGAGGAGACGUUGAACCAAAUGCUAAUAAUGACACAGAAGAAGAACUCAAGCUCCAAGAAGAAGAUGCUACAAAGGCCUGUGAAGAGUUUCAAAAGCUUAAAGGUGUCGUAAAGCUGCAAGCGGUUGUCCGUGGUCGCUUGGUUAGAAGACAAGCUGUUGCUACGUACUCUUGCAUUUGGGGAAUUGUGAAGUUACAAGCUCUUGUCCGUGGGAAGAUAGCUAGAUCUUCAGACACUGUGGUCCAGCUUCAGAAAACACUGGUUCAUUCUGAAACUCUGCGAGGAAGCAGAUACAGUUGGCUUGAGGGUUCCACAAAGCUCUCCAUGAUUGAUAAGAUUCUAGUUUCGUCACCAACGGUAUCGCCUCUGAAGAUUCAGUAUGGUCCUGAGGAUCCUAACUCAGCCAAGGUGUGGCUUGAGCGCUGGACAGAGCUGCAGGUCUGGGCUCCUGGUCCACUGGUUGUUAAGAGCCUGGUUCCGAAAACUCAGACAAAGAAGCGAAGUUUUCAAGCAGUUGAAGCUGACAAGGGAAAACUUAAGAGAGGUGGUGUGAAGAAACAAGCACCCGGUGGUGGUUUAAACACUGGGAAUGGCUCUAGCAGCAGCGGGCGUUCUACUACAGCUGAAAACGACAAGCCUAAGAGAAGUGUGAGGAAGGCUUCGACGCUUGGUAAUAAAGAGGUUUCAAAUGAUAAGCCUAAGCAGACUUCGAGAAAGAGUACAAGCGCCGUAAAGGAAGAGAAGCCUAGGAUUAGUCUCAAGAAGUCUUCACUUUCUAAUGGGGUUGAGAAACCUACACGCACAUCCGCCGAGAAGAAUAAGAAAGAGAUUGUUGAUUCAGUGCAGAAAGAAGUGUCUGGUGGUGAUAAGGUCUCACCUUCUGUGGUUGAUACUCCUGAAGAAGAAGAGGUGAAAGAGAAGUCUGAAACAGUUUCCAAAGAUGAGAAGCAAGAUGAACUCAAAACUGAAGAGACAAAUGACAAAGCAGAAGAAGAAGAAGAGAUACAAGAGCCAGACGUGCAGAUAAGCUGUGAGAAUGGGAACGCUGCUCCUGAGAACACAAAGCAAAGCGAUAGACGAGCUUCGCUGCCUGCAAAGAUCGAAAACCAUCAUCAAGACGAUGGGGCAGCAACAACACAUAGCGGGAGAAAGAUCCCAAGCUACAUGGCUCCAACUGCAUCUGCAAAGGCGAGAGUAAGAGGACAAGAAGGGUCUCCGAGGUUUGGUCAAGAGAAGCCUAAUGGAACAACGAGGCGACACUCUCUUCCUCCUGGAGCCAAUGGGAAGCUGAGUGCAAUGUCUCCUAGAGCUCACAGACUUCUCAUAGCUUCAGCUAAGGGAUCAUCAAUGAACAGUGACAGAUCUUUUUCGUCUUCCAAGGAUAUUGGUGAUAAAUCGACCAAAGCUGAGUGGAAACGGUGAAUUCCUUUUUUGAGCCAAUAGAGAAGGCAAUCCUGAUCGGUCUUAAGACUGUUGGACAAAGCUCUGAAACCUUUUUUUAAUCAUUUUUAGCUGUUUUGUUUCUAUGUUUCCUUCCUGUGUGUUUUAGUUUGGUUUGCUUUUGUUGUGGUGAGGAGUGUUUGACAUGUUUCUGUUUAGUUUUUUACUCUUAGAGAUGCUUUUGUCUUCACAAAACAAAAAAGGGUUUUCUAGUAUAUAGUUCUUCUUACAA